AUGAAGCAUUUAACAUAUAUAGAUAACACGGACAAUCUUCGUGCCCUAAUAAGACAAGAUCUAAGGGAACUGGGCAUUAAAGUACCAAAAGGGAAGAAGUCGAAAAAAUUCAACACGAAAACACAGGAUAAACAAGAUGACAAAAUAUUUGGAAACUAUCUGUCACAUGUGUCGUGUAUCCAUGAAGAGGACUGUGGCUAUGUACCAAGGUUUCUGGUUGAUGCUGCAAUUCUUAUCAGAAAAAAUAUUGAGCAGGAAGGCUUGUUUCGAAAGUCUGGUGCUGUCAGUCGGCAGAAGGAGCUACAGCAUCAAAUUGAGCAAGGGAAAAGUGUAUCAGAAGCCAAUGUGUUUGAUGUAACAAGUUUGAUCAAACAGUUCUUUCGCAUGCUGCCAGAACCCCUCUUUACUAGCACUUAUCAUGACACAUUUAUCAAGUGUUUCCAGCUUGGCAACACAGAGACUUCACACCAGGCUGUCCUCCUGUUGUGUCUCCUGCUUCCUGGGGAACACCUCUGUACAUUAAGAUUCAUGAUGAAGCUUUUGUCUGAAAUCGCAAGUCACUCGGAUAAGAAUAAGAUGGACCCCACCAACUUGGCCGUCGUCCUGGCACCUAACAUGAUGCAUAUCAACAACAAGAGUGAGAAAAUGAACUCUUCAGAAGAGAAACUUCUCCAGGUACAGACAUCAGUUGUGGAGUUGUUGAUUCGGAGUGCAGACAGUGUUGGAAUGAUCUCUGACAGUCUCCAGGAGAGGGCAUUGUUGAUGACUGAGGUGUUUGGAACUGACGAUGAACUCGAUAUGACGGAAGACACACUUGAGGAAUCACGAGACUGUCGUAAGAAAGAAAAAAAGAGAAAGCGUUCAGGAUCAUUUCAGGGUCUUGUGAGUACCAUUGCACAGAGUAUUACCAAGUGGAGGAAGAGUACAGAUGGGAAGGCUGGAAAUAUGAGUCAGGCCAGUAACAUGAGUCAAACAAGUGCAUACAGCAACAUGAGUCAUGCAAGCAUGGCUCACGACCAGAGUACUGUGGCCCAAGCCCCAACCUGCCUUCCCACAGACGCUGAGUGUAUGGCUACACCUGUAGUCAUGAGAAAGCGCAAAGCAUCGGGAGAAACACUGCCUUUCUCAGCUCACAAAAAGAAAGCUAUCCUGCAGAACCUGCCUAACCAGGCUACACUGGCCAACACACCCUUUACUCCAGCCUCAGGAGUGAAGAGAAUGGACAUUAAUGAGAUGAAGAGAAGAGGAACCCUCAACACUCCCAACAUAGCAUUCAGCAGCAAGGAGCAGCUGGCUUUCAGUGCUACACCCUGCCAGGCAGGCAAAAACACAAGGAAACGCCUUAACCUGUUCAGUCCUGGCAAUAAUCGAAAGGGUAAAAAGCUCCCCUCAGGUUCCAAUAUAUCCUUGUCUGCUGCCAACAAAAAGGGCAAGUGUAAAGGUCUGUUCCGCAGACUUUCUGGAGGAAAAGGGGACAAGCAGCUUCCUAAGUGUCCCAGAUCUACACAGGCCAGGCAGGUUGGUGAGAGAUUAGCCAUUGCUCGAGAGGUAAACAAACAGGAUUGUACAGACCAUUCAAACCAAACAGACAUCAGCCAGCCUUCUGACACUACUAAUGGCCAGUCACCUAUUAGAGCCAUAGUGAAUCAGUCAGUCCUCUCCCCAACUUUACCAGAGCAAUCUGUACUUUCAGUAACAGAGGAAGACACUAACUCCUUAAAUGAGGGCUUUAUUGAUGAAGAUGGAGAUAUGUCAACUAUGAGUGCUAAUGUUUCUUGUGUAGAAAAUUCUGACCUAUUGCCGCGUUCUUGCCUAUCUGACUCUGCUGUCAAUGAUAUGUCCAGACAUGAGUCCAUAAACGAACAUCACCAGCGUUCCCUUUCCUCUAAUCCUGAUCACCAGCUUCAGCGACGUGGAACGCUGAGGCGUGGGCGGCCGAAUUCUCUUAAGGCUGGUUUACUUCAAGGUGAAAAAGACAAUGUGAUGAAAUUGAGGCGUAGUUUUGGUCUGGAUAAAUCCGAGAUCGGUGAGCCAGUUCCACUAUACAUACCUGAUACAUCAGCUUAUGUGAACAUGAUUGAGCUUGGAGACAGCUCAGAAGGAAGUCAGUCGCAACCAGACAAGCAAGAUAACUCAAUGGACAUUUUAGAAGUGAUGUCGGACCAAAAAACAAGUAAUUCAAUUACUGAUGAAAAUCCAGUGAGUAGUAGUAGUGAUACAGAAGCCACUGCUUCAUACAUGGAAACGACAGAUUCAAAAUCUCCAGCAAGUGACAAUUUAUCUUUAGAGGACAGCCAAGUGAAAGGCACAAAAUUUAUUUCCCGUGAGAGUAUGGAUAGCUUACUUAGUGGUCAAACAGAUUCUUCGCCUUCAUCACCGAAAAAUGAGAAGAAAAAUUUUCCAAGAUCUAUAUCCACAGACAGUGGGAAAGGAUCCCUGUUGGAAGAAAUAGGUGUUUUAGAAAACACGGACAAUUCUAAAGCUAGGACCAGUAAUGUAGUAGAAAGUGAGAGUAAAUUGAACAAUAAUGAGCUUGCUUCAGAAACAACAAUAAAUCCAACUUGUGCAACCAAACCUGAGGUCAAGAAUACUGAUCAAAAGUUGAGACGAUUUGUCUCAUCUUUAGAUAUGAAAACAAUGACAGCUAGUGUUAGCAGAUCUCAUAGCCUUCAUGUAAAUUCUGUGUCUAAGAAAACUCAAAACCACACCCCAAACCUUCAGAUUUCGUCUGAGACACAUAACCUAUUAAUAAGGGCAGGGUACUUGGGAAAUAAACAAAAAGACGCAUCAAGAGAGGACAUUCAGGUGAUGGGUCCGCCCCAAAAUAUUCUCAAACAUGCAGAGACGGCCAUCCCGAAACACGAAAGCAUCAUGGAGCUGCAAACAAACUUGUCUGGCAAAGUUAAACACUGUGUGAAAAGUCUGGAGACAGAUGUUGUAGAUCGUCAUGCAUCACCAUACAGAUUUGCCAAUUCUGUGACACGCAAAAGGGGCUGCUCUCCUGUUAGGAUACCAACAAUUUUUGCCAAAAGUGAGAAAGAAGCUGCUUGUAUGAAAGACAUUGUGCAAGUCAACCCAAAGUUAGGGAAAGGUCAAGCUAGACUGCCAAUUUCUACACAUCUUUUGAAACCCUCUGAGUCAGCGGCAUCAAAACAGCAACAAAGGCCAUCAUCCUCUGGUGCUUCAAAUUGUCUGUCACGAAAGCCCAGUAUCUACUAUGCAAAGGAUAGGUCCAUUGUCAGUAGUUCAGUCCCAACUCCUGGCAUUACUGAAGACAUGGAUAUAUCAGACGACACAGCUGUGAAAAACAAGGAAAACUCCAGCUCUGACAAUGAAGGUGACCACACACCAAAACACCAGGGUGAUUUAAGGGAUCCAAAAGAGGAUUCUUGUACACCUCUUGGUGAAAAAACAGAACCAUCUAAUUCAUUAGAUUUAGAUGCUACACCAACAAAUGCCAGGUCAUCAAAGGUACCCAGCAUCAAAUUGCCCAUCCUACCAGGAAACCUUGGUCAGCGUGUGCUUUUGAGGACAUCUGGAGGACAUACACCACGACACAUCAACAGGAGCAUAUCAAAGUCACCAUGUUCCCCAGUAAAACCAGUGAAACGUCUUGGAUCCCCAGGAUCUCCUUGUCGUAACACACCUCGAAGACACACAUCUCCAGGGCGACAAAACAAGAUACGACUAAGCUCCAUUCCCCAUCAUCUACAGGAUGAUAUUAGCAGUGUGUGAUUGGUUUUGUUCAUUAACUAUAUCACACACAAACAUAUCAGGAAAACAAAACAGGGUUUGUUUUAGUUCCAACUACAGAGGGAUUUUAGCAGUGUGUUUUUGGGUCUCCAGUAAAAUUCACUUCUAAGAAUCCCGUCUCCUGGGCAACAAAAUAAGGUGCAACAUUUGUCAACCUACCACGAUCCCAAGGGAAUAUUAGCAGUGUGUGAAUGGGUCUCUCCAGUAAAAUAUACCAUACACAUAUCUGGAAAACAAAACAGGUUUCAUUUCAGUUCUAUUCCUCAUCAUCUACAGGGGCAUAUUAGCAGUGUGUGAUUGGUUCUCUUCAUUAACUAUACCACACACAAACAUAUCAGGGAAACAAAAAAGGUUUUGUCUUGGUUCCAUUCCCCACCAUCUAUAGGGGGUAUUAUUAGCAGUGUGUUAGUGGGUCUCUCCAGUAAUAUUCACCACACAGACAAGAAAACAGAAUUCAGUUUUGCUCCAGCACCAUGGGGGAUGUUAGCAGUGUGUGAGUGGGUCUCUCCAUUAACUACACUGUUGACAUAUAUCUGUAAACGAAAUGAUUCGUCUUAGCUCCAUUUCCCAUCAUCUACAGGGAGAUAUCAGCAGUGUGUGAGUUGGUCUGUCCAUUAAAAUACACCACACAGACACCCAUCUCCUGGGCAACAAAGCAGGGUUCAACUUAGCUCCACCCACAACUAUUUGUAAGAGAAGCCUUAUGUAAGUGGGUGUUUUUAAUAUUUUGUAUGUGAACUUUGUGAUAAUGUAUAUAGUCAUCCUUGCUUUAGGAUUGUUGGAGUUUUUUACUUGACAAUUCAUUUUAUUGGUUUCAUUAUAAUGCUUUCUGGGUAAUUUAUUGUUAAGAUCAUGAAGUAGAUACAGACCUCAGAUCAACAGGAUUAUGUUAGAAAUGGACAAUGCCUAAAAACCUAUUGGUCUAUUGAGUAUACCAAUUCUGCUUUCUGGCUGGAGUUAUUUCCCUUGUACCUAGUUUUUCAUUGGUUUGGUGCUGUCUUAUCUCACAUUGGAUUUUAUUUGUUGGAUUCUAUAUAUUAUUAUUUUAUUGGAAUGUUUAUGAAAAAGCUAUAGAAUUCUUAUAAUGAUACAAAAAUCAUGAUAAAAACAUGUGCUAGGAAUAAGUUACUGGAAUAAACAUAUUAAUGUUUCAAAGUGAGUGUGUUAUGUGUGUGUUGUGUCUUUUUUCUUUUUUGUCUGAUGAAGCUAAGGUAAUCUUUUGCCUUCCAUUAUUAUAUUAUUGCUUAAAAACAGACAGUCUUAAAUGCUGCAUUGUGUUUGUGUGCCUCUCCUAUACCAUCUAUUUCCAUGUUGGAUAAGUUGUAAUGUGGAUUGUUUGGUGACUAUUUCAAUAUAUGUUGAUUUAACUACAUUAGCGUUCUUUUCACAUGCCAAGGACUUUCAGAUUUUAGAAAUGUCACAGCUCAUGAAUGCAGGACUCUCAGUGAUGCUGGGGCUCGUGAAUAUUUCUACAUUAGCUUUGAAGAAUUGUUGAAAUCUGCCUUGAGGCUAGAUACUCUUGCUUUAUAUCAUUAUCAGAUAGUGCGGUGAAGGAUUGACUUUCUCAGUGAUUUGCUCAAAUACAUCAAUAAUUUUUUCAAUGAACAUGAUUGCACCAAUGCUUACAAUAUAGGACCUUUCAUAUUUGCAUGCAUUGUAAAUGUAGAUAAAAUGCAUAUUUGAAACAAGGAGUGUGUGAACUAUUUUAAAUCUUAACUCUUUCUCAUCUUAAAAUCAUUCUAGUGGACUGUAGAAAUUGUAAAUAUCUGUGUCAUUUGUAUUCCUUAAAAUUAUAGCUACUCAUGUUUUAUUUAAAUCUGACCCAAUUAUUUUAUGUUCAGUUCAUAAUAUAUGAAUGUAUAACAAAUUUUUAUUAUUUCAAUUUCAUAUUGUCUUUGGGGGCUUGGCAGAGAUAUGAGGUCAUACUUUCACAGUAUUUCACAUUAUACUUAAAUGUAUUUGAUCUAUACAAUCUGUUGUCCCCAUGGGAGGACAGAUAUUCAGCAGUAAGUCUGUAUUGUCACUCCUGGAAAUCAUACUUUUUUUUAACAUAUUUGUCAUAUUUAUUGGCUAUAAUCUUGCAUAUGUUUUCUAUCUUACUCAAAGAUUCUUAGUUGAAUUACUAAGUCAAUAGAGAAAAUGUGAAUUAUGUUUCUGUUGAUAAUGUAUAACGUCUGGAAACAAUAUAUAAUAACCCAUUUGGUCCAAUUAAAAAUUUUUUUUUAUAUACUGUAGUACCUCUAUAGCUUUAGAAAUGUAGUAAAAUGGCCAUAAAUUAAAGCAUAAUAUCAAAAUCUGUAUUGUAAAUUUCAAUUCCUGAGAAAUGUAUAAAUUGAUGUUAAACUAUAUGUAGUAGUCUUGAUGUUUGAACUAUUACACAAAAAGUGCCCAUCCAGUAGAACAGAUUUAGCUUUAGUUUUUCAUGUUUAGCAGCUUAGAGAUUCUGUGAAUAUUGAAAUGUUAUUAACAUUUGUGAUACUUUAUCCGAUGCCUUGUACAUAUUCUAUGCUGAAAUAGAAUUAUCAGUUUUUCUCCAUAGUUUGGUUGUGUGAGUAUUACAUUAGUUUGUGUGUCAGUAAAUAAUGACACAGUCUUACUUUCCUUCUAGGAAGGAUUUUGAUGCUAAAAAAUGGAUAACUUUCAAAUUGGUGAAAAUGAUAUACAUUUUCUAGUCACCUUGCCAUUCCUGUUAAGUUUUCAGCUUCAGCUUGUCUAUAAAAAAUUGUUUGCUGCCCUCUAAGUUAAGAUUUACGAAUAUUGAUAAUUUCAGAUUUUUGUUGUGAAGUGUGGUUUCUGUGACUCUUCACUGACCUAGGGUUAUAUCUGGAAUGUUUGGAGAUAUUUUUUUAAAAACACUGAUUUAUAAGUUCAAGGUGCUUCUGUUAUGUUUUAAGUUGUCUACAUUUUCUUUCAGAAUGUGUUUGAAAUGAACUGUGAUUAAUGCCAUCAACUGUGUAUUUCCAUUAUUAUUUGUGGUUAGAUCCUUUUUUAUAUUUCUUUGACAAACUAACAAUAAUUUUUCUGUUAGUGUUACGACAGACAUUACCUACAGUAACAAAACUAAUUAACAUGUCUGAAAUCAAAUGUUGUGCAGCAAUUUGGAAAAAAUGUCAAGUGAUCUAGUCUUAAAACGCCAUAAGAUUAUCUUGCAAUGUUUUCUUUAACAAAUCAAACUAUCAAGAGUAUUAGGUUUGGACCAGGAUCUCCUAUAUUGAUACUGUCUCAUGUUUCCCUCCUGUGUAUUGUCAUUUUCCCCUCCUGUGUAUUGUCAUGUUUCCCUCCUGUGUAUUGUCAUGUUUCCCUCCUGUGUAUUGUCAUGUUUCCCUCCUGUGUAUUGUCAUGUUUCCCUCCUGUGUAUUGUCAUGUUUCCCUCCUGUGUAUUGUCAUGUUUCCCUCCUGUGUAUUGUCAUUUUCCCCUCCUGUGUAUUGUCAUGUUUCCCUCCUGUGUAUUGUCAUUUUCCUCUCCUGUGCAUUAUCAUGUUUCCCUCCUUUGCAUUGUCAUGUUUCCCUCCUGUGCAUUGUCAUGUUUCCCCCCUGUGCAUUGUCAUGUUUCCCUCCUGUGCAUUGUCAUGUUCCCCUCCUGUGCAUUGUCAUGUUUCCCUCCUGUGUAUUGUCAUGUUUCCCUCCUGUGUAUUGUCAUGUUUUCCUCCUGUGUAUUGUCACAUUUUCCUCCUGUGUAUUGUCACGUUUCCCUCCUGUGUAUUGUCAUUUUCCCCUCCUGUGUAUUGUCAUGUUUCCCUCCUCUGUAUUGUCAUGUUUCCCUCCUGUGCAUUGUCAUGUUUCCCUCCUGUGCAUUGUCAUGUUUCCCUCCUGUGUAUUGUCAUGUUUCCCUCCUGUGUAUUGUCACGUUUCCCUCCUGUGUAUUGAUAAUCACAGCAGAAAUCAGAUGUGUACUACCAAUGACUUCUGUUAUGACUAAGUUAUGUAUAAAGCAUGAUUUUAAAAGUUGAUUUCUACCAUUGAAACUUGAAAAAUCUCAUUUUUAUUAUUGGUUGUCAAAUGUUUAUACUGACAAAUGAUUUACACCUUCUAACUUUAGUCAUCUUAAAUACAUUUGUGUUUACAGGACUGUUCCUGUAUGUAUAAUGCUUAAAGAUUUUUUCUGUGAAAAAAUUAAUAGAAUAAACUAUGCUGAAUAAGCCAGAAAGGGGUGUGGGAUAUAUAUUGGAGGGAAACUCUCAUUACUAUAAUUCUGACAUUAAAACAUUGACAAUCAAAUUUUCAAAGUAUCUCUUUUCAUACCUGCAUCAUGCUUUUUUCUUCUCUCUUUCUCUUCAAUUUAUUUAUUUUGGAGAAGUUUUCAAAUUACAAAAAUGAUUCAAUAGAAAUAUCUAAGUUAUCAGUAUAUUUACCUUGCAUUCCAGCUGGGCUGUGAAUUCUGUUUCAUACAGUCACAAUUAUUUCAUUAAUAAUCCUUUUAAUCAAGAAUAACACAUUGCUUUAG
This is a messenger RNA of Ylistrum balloti, 8197 nucleotides long. RefSeq lists its product as uncharacterized. NCBI's taxonomy places the organism in Eukaryota, Metazoa, Mollusca, Bivalvia, Pectinida, Pectinidae. The record is from RefSeq and is a predicted model, not a curated record. The transcript has 11 exons. The coding region runs from base 1 to 3735 and encodes 1244 amino acids. Gene Ontology annotation, biological process: signal transduction.